AUGCGAACUAUCAAGCUCGUUGUCAUCGGUGCUUCGGGCGUAGGCAAGACUUCUUUGCGUGGUCAGUACAUAUCAGGUCGGUUUUCCACCGGUUACCGCGCAACAAUCGGUGCAGAUUUCAUAACCAAAUCUCUUCCUGACCCAAAAAAACCAACCGAGGCCAUAUCCCUUCAAAUAUGGGAUACCGCAGGCCAAGAACGCUUCUCCUCCCUCUCCUCCGCGUUCUUCCGCGGUGCAGACGCCGUCUUACUCAUGUUCGACGUCAGUGCACCCGAGACUAUGCACGCGCUCACGAAAUGGUGGGAGGAGUUUAAGCACCGAGCACCGAUUAGUGAUGAAGAGGUUGAUAACUUUUGUUGUGUGGUCGUUGGGAAUAAGAUGGAUCUCUUACAGCCUGGGAUGGGCGUCACUGCGGAGGAAGCGAAGAAAUUCGUGCAGGACCUUGUGCCUAUCUCUGAACCAGAGCCUGUAGAGCGCGAGGAGGGAGAAAUCGUGGUGGAAGACUUCGUUUCAGGGGAAGACGAAGACAUCAUUCCCGAACACGAGCACGAAUACGAAUACGAUGCCGAUGCCGACCCAUCCCUCCUCGCCCCCUCUGCGCGAAUAGAUAUCCAAAACCAUCGCAAACCCUCAAAAUCCCGUUCCCCCUCAAGUACAUCCCACGCGAACACAUUUCUAUACGGAACCUUCCGCUCCGGCGUAACCUCUUUCCAUACACCCUCUUCUUCCCUCUCUGAUGUAUAUACAAGCGCACGGUCGUCUCCGCUUCCAGGGUCCCAACCGGAAUCACCAGCACGAGUGAGGAGAAUGACGAGUUUGUCUAGUACGACUACUACGACUACUACUACGUCUUCUUCGUCUGCACUUACUAUCACGCCGAGUUUAUUCACGAGGGGCCAACGUCCACCUACACCGCCCACCCCACCCCAACUAGACCCAGACCCAGACCCAGACCUUCCCCUACCCUCCAGCCUCCCGGACCCACCAGACACAGGCCCAAAGCUCUUCUUCACAUCCGCAAAGACCGGAACGGGUGUAAGCGACGCAUUUGAGUAUAUCGCGGUGCGCGUGGUGAAGAAGUGGGAGUAUGAAGAGGCUGUGGAAGCGAGGACGUUUCACGUGAGGGAUGAGAGUGAUGGGAAUACGGUUAAGUUAGGAUUGGAGGAUGGGAAGAGGAAGAGGAAUUCCCGGGGGGCGUCGUGUUGUGGGCAGUAG
Messenger RNA from Suillus plorans, 1215 nucleotides. RefSeq names its product P-loop containing nucleoside triphosphate hydrolase protein. Lineage: Eukaryota; Fungi; Basidiomycota; Agaricomycetes; Boletales; Suillaceae. Gene Ontology annotation, biological process: regulation of vacuole fusion, non-autophagic. Gene Ontology annotation, cellular component: late endosome; vacuole; fungal-type vacuole membrane. Gene Ontology annotation, molecular function: GTPase activity; GTP binding. The record is from RefSeq and is a predicted model, not a curated record. The transcript has 3 exons. The coding region runs from base 1 to 1215 and encodes 404 amino acids.